ACAAUGGAGAAAACAAGGAAAAAGAAAAGGUUGAAUCUAGAAAUUCAGAAAUGAGAAAUGAGCAGAGGCAAGCAACCUCCACUUACAACAAAGAGGUUGUGAGUUCGAGUUUAUCCAAGAGCAAGGUGGAAAGUUCUUGGAGGAAGUAUGUCGAGUUUCUAUUUGGAAACAGUCUCUCUACCACAGGGUAGGGAUAAAGUUUGCGUACAUAUGACCCCACUAAGUGGGAUUAUAUGGGUUGUUGUUGCUGUUGUGCGCUGGAUUCAAGAUGCCUGUACCAAACUGAAAUUUCCAAACUAGUAAUAUGAUGGAAACUCCUCCUCUUCCGAUCUCCAAUUCCAUGGCAGAAAACUCAAUCCAGUAGGCUCAGCUAGUAACCUGCUGCUGCUACUACGUCUCAUAUUCUUUCUUCUUUCAUCAACUAAUUGAUCUGCUCCAAAGAAGAUAACAGUGAUGUCGGCCAAAGAAAGCUUGGGUUUAGAGUACUGGCUUCAAUGGCAAGUUGCCGUGUGUGCUCUAAUCUUCAUCAUCCCUACUGCAGUAGCUUUGAGGCUCAUGAAUAGGCAGCGAAAGGACACAGAGUAUCCUACUAAGUCCACAGAUCUGUGGGUCCCAUGUUGGCGAAAUCUCCAUCCUCUUUGGCUUCUUUUCUUCAGAGCUUUCGCCUUUGUUGCCAUGUCCUUCUUGCUUUUUCAGACUGUUUCCAGCUUUGGCUUCUUCGACUUCUUCUUCUACACACAGUGGACGUUUGCUUUGGUUGGGGUCUAUUUUGCUGUAUGGACACAUAAUAUCAGUCUUCUCUUACAGCUCAAUUUUUAGUGAAUACUUGACAAGAGGGGUUGCUCCGAUGGUGAGUAACCCCCACUUCCAACCGAGAGGUUGUGAGUUCGAGUCUACCCAAGAGCAAGGU
This is a messenger RNA of Nicotiana tabacum (common tobacco), 910 nucleotides long. NCBI's taxonomy places the organism in Eukaryota, Viridiplantae, Streptophyta, Magnoliopsida, Solanales, Solanaceae. The record is from RefSeq and is a predicted model, not a curated record.